AUGUCAUCGUCUCCGUCGAACAACAACACUAUCCCCUCCGUCGCAAACCCGCCGGACCCGGAGUUUCCAUUCACCAAAGCAAACUCAACGACGUCGUCUUCUUCUCCUUCUCCGCCUUCCUUCAUCAGACCUGCCUCUCUACCUCCGGCGACUCGUGCAGACGACGGAGGCUUGGGGAGGGCAGCAUUAGCGGUGCUGAUUACUGGAGUAGUUCUCGGAGCUACGAUUGUUCUAAUCGGAGUCUGUAUUUUCGUCUGCUUCUAUAAAAGGAAGAAGAGGAAGUUGAAGCGAAGAGACGCCGAAGCUGCUAUUAAUGGAGGAGAUCCGAAAUUAGAUAACACUAAUAAUCUUGAGCAGUGGAAUCAAAGUAGCACAACCAACAACUCAGAGAUUGCACACAACUUGUUCACAUAUGAAGAUUUGGCUAAAGCAACUGAUAACUUCUCUAAGAACAACUUGAUUGGACAAGGUGGGUUUGGUUAUGUUCACAAAGGUGUUCUUUCAGACGGAACAGAGGUUGCGAUCAAGCAGCUUAAAGCUGGAAGCGGACAAGGAGAACGAGAGUUUCAAGCGGAGAUUCAGACCAUCAGUAGAGUUCAUCACAGGCAUCUUGUUUCAUUACUUGGUUAUUGCAUAACCGGAUCUCAGAGAUUGCUUGUUUAUGACUUUGUGCCUAACAAGACUCUCGAGUUUCAUUUGCAUGAGAAAGGGAGACCUGUAAUGGAGUGGCCAAAGAGGAUGAAGAUUGCUUUGGGUGCAGCUAAAGGAUUGUCUUACUUACAUGAAGACUGUAAUCCUAAAACAAUACACAGAGAUGUAAAAGCUGCAAAUAUUCUGAUUGAUGAUAGCUAUGAGGCUAAGUUAGCAGAUUUUGGACUGGCAAGGUCUUCGUUAGACACUGAUACGCAUGUUUCCACUCGGAUUAUGGGAACAUUCGGUUACUUGGCUCCUGAAUAUGCUUCUUCUGGUAAACUCACUGAUAAGUCAGAUGUCUUCUCGUUCGGAGUGGUGCUUCUUGAAUUGAUCACCGGACGCAGACCUGUUGAUAAAUCACAGCCUUUUGCUGAUGAUGACAGCAUCGUUGAUUGGGCGAAACCUCUGAUGAUACAAGCUCUAAACGAUGGCAACUUCGACGGUCUUGUUGAUCCGCGGUUAGAAGAUAACUACGAUACAAGUGAAAUGACGAGAAUGGUUGCUUGUGCUGCUGCUAGUGUCCGUCAUUCAGCUAAACGCCGUCCAAAGAUGAGCCAGAUAGUACGAGCAUUUGAAGGAAACAUAUCUCUAGAUGACCUAACGGAAGGAGUCACUCCAGGUCACAGCACUAUAUACAGCUUAGACGGGAGCUCGGAUUAUAGCUCAACGCAGUAUAAAGAAGACUUGAAGAAAUUCAAGAAAAUGGCACUUGAGAGCCAGACGUUUGGUGGUGGUAGCAGCGAAUGUAGCGGUUUGACCACCAGCGACACCACCGGUCAGAACCCGUCUGGUUCCUCUAGCAUCACCGAAAACCAACUUCCACCGCAAGAGAUCGAACCGGAGAAGAAAACCGAUGAGACAAGAAGUUGA
This is a messenger RNA of Microthlaspi erraticum, 1563 nucleotides long. The record is from the annotation of a GenBank genome assembly. NCBI's taxonomy places the organism in Eukaryota, Viridiplantae, Streptophyta, Magnoliopsida, Brassicales, Brassicaceae.